Blepharisma stoltei is the source of this 2522-nucleotide messenger RNA. NCBI's taxonomy places the organism in Eukaryota, Ciliophora, Heterotrichea, Heterotrichida, Blepharismidae. The record is from the annotation of a GenBank genome assembly.
AUGAAAUUUCAUAAAUCAGCUACAACAAAGGAUGAUCCUCAGAUUUUUAGACUCACUUCUUUAAACAGUAUCAACAGAAUAGAGAAAUCAAGCACAGACAAAAUUCGAUCACUUCAAUCAAGUCCAAAUCUUAAUUCAAAACCAGUUUCACCUAGAUCCUCUAGGGGCUACUUAAGCCCAAUAAGUGAGCCGAGCACGUCACCAAGCUCAAGACUCCAAUCAUCACCAAGAAUAGCUGAAAUUAUUGCCAACAUAAAGCUGAGAGCUGAAACGUAUACAUAACAUAGAGAUUUAAAGAGAUCUUUUGCAACAAAGUCGCCCAAGCUUUCGCAAUGUCUCAAAAGACUGGAAAAAUCAAGAUAUGGAAGGGAAAUCGUAAGUUGUCUGGAUGAUAGAGUAUAUAUUAAUUUCCCUUCCUUUAAAAUUUGAACAAAAUAUUGUUGCCUUUUGGGGGUGUUUUUGGUCAGUAGUUUACUGGCUUAUUGACUGUAGCCUGUCUUCUAUUUUCCAAUCACAAUAGAAAGCAGGCUACAGUCAUAAGCCAGUAAACUAGCAAUCAAAAACAUCUAUGGGCAAUAAUAAACUUGCAAUUAAAUUAAACGCCUCUUUAAUUUGGAACAAAAAAUUUUAUAUUCUAAAUUAAAAUUAAUAGUUUUAUAUAAGUAACUUUAAUACAAAAUUUAAUAUAACCAAAAUCAAAAAAGUUAUGCUUUUUUGCCUUGAGUGGCGCGGUACGGGCGCCACUUCGGCAAGCUCCUUCUUCCAGUUGGCCGAGCCAACUCAGGUUGGUUCGGCCAACUAGAAUUGACAAGUCUCCCCAAAAGGCCUCACUUGUCAAUUCUCCAGUUGGUCGAACCAACCUGAGUUGGCUCGGCCAACUGGAAGAAGGAGCUUGCCGAAGUGGCGCCCAUACCGCGCCACUCAAGCAAAAAGCUAUACCAAGCUUGUUUUAUUCUAAAGGAGAUAGCAAAUAUAAUGCGAUUAGUAGUUCAAAUUGAUAUACAAUUUUUACUGUCAGAAACGUCCUUUUUAUGAGAAAAUACUACAAAAAGCAGAUUUCCUUACUGUAAAAAUAGUAUAAUAUAUAAAUUAAUUUUUCAUAAAAUUUAACCUACAUAUUUUUUUCCAAUUCAAAAGGACAGUGAAGUAAGAAAAAAAAGUAUGAUUCAAUUAUGAGCAAAAAGUCAAAACUCAUUAGAGAACUUGAGCAGCUAGAAGAGGAGUUCGCUAGUAUAAAAGAAUCCAUAAAUGAAAGUGGGAAAAGUAGUUCCCUUUCAAAGCUCGAGGAAAAAUAUCAAAAAUUAAUUGAAAAUAUUCAUAAUGAGAAAAAAAAUAGAGAUGUCUUAAAUCACAUGUUUGACGUCAGAAGAGACAGCUUGACAAGUCUCAAAGACCGAGCAUUGAAGUUGGAAAAAGAUGUCUCUAAAGCCAAAUCUUUAGAAGUUCUUUUGGAUAGAAAAAAUAGUACACAGCUUCAAUUUCUAAGCAAAGAUGAGACUCAUUUAUUGAGAGAAGAGAGUCUGCUGAAUAGUCAAAAAAAUGAACUGAGAAAGAAACUCAACUCAGAACUAAAAGAAUUUGAAGGCCGUGAAACUCUGAUUUCCUUUUAUAAGAUUUCGCAAAAAAAUUGGUAUGAUCGCUGGGAGAGGCAAAUACUUGAAAAGAAAAUUGGCAAGAUAGGGGCAAGUAAGCAGGAAUCAUCACUUUCUGAAGAAAACUAUAUGUCAGAACUUGAGAGAGAUUUCAAUCUUAAUGUGGAGAAUCUUCAAAGCAUUAAAAAUGAAACUGGGAGUGGCUCCUUGUCUGAGCUAAGUCAUAAAUUGGCUAACCUCCUGAACAAAAAUUUUGUUUUCCUAAAUUUUUUUUUAAUUAAUUAUAAAUUUAUAUAUAAUUUUUUUUCGAAUUAAAAAAAAUCCCCCAUUCUAAAUAAUUUUAAAGCAAAUAUUAAUUUAAUUGUAAAAUUUAUGCUUUAAUAUGCAAGCUGUUUAAAAUUAAACAGAAUUAGCUAGAGAUUUCAUUAUAAUAAUUAUCAUUUAUAUAUCAAAAUAUUUUUCAUAUAAAAGUUUUUAUAUUAAAAAAAAAUUUUUUAUUCGCUAAUGGGGGGGUUUUGGGCAAAAAUUAAGGAUAUUUGCUCAUUAUCGGAGGGGAGGAGUAAGCAAAAAGAAACGAAGCAAAACUUAAUUAAUUUGCAAACUGAACUCCAAGACACACUUCGUAAGCAGCAAAUCGAAAUAUGCGAGUUAAGAAGAAUUUAUGAAGAUUUUAGUCACAAGAAUUGCUUUAACGAUUCUAACCUAAAUAAAAGAAGAUUUGAGAUUGAGCAACAGAUUAUACAUUCGGAAAUGGUUUUAGAGGGAAAAAUGAGCAAGCUAAAGAAAAUGAGUGAAGACUGUGCAAAAGUUAUUUCAGCACUGAAUAGCAUUGUCAGCAAAUUUAGCCGCUUUAAUCGAGACUCUUACAAGCUAUCGUCAUUUCCAACAAAAACGAUGAUUCAGAUUAUUUGCAAUUAUAUAUCAGGGUAA